AAUUCUCCUCCAAAACAUUAAAAAUAUGAUGCAGGAUAACUUGCAAGUCCCAAAAACUAGGGAAAAGAUGGUCACGUUUUCAGUGGGUGUUGGCUCGGCUGUGUUUGCAUUGCUCUCUUACGCUUGUAGCUCCACCUUCCAGCACCUCUUUGGAGAGUUGAAUUCCUGGUGGAAGAUCAUUGUCUAUACCAUUUUCAGUUUGAUCACUUUAGUCGCGGUGGUGGUGCUUUCCAUGUUGACUACUGUGCCAGACGUGCCACGUUUUGGCGACUAUGCAGGUCUCGUGAAAUUUUUUGUUUUAGUCCUUGGCUCCCUCUACUCCUUCUUCGUCCACAGACCCAACGAAGAAGAAGGUGGUGGUUUUGCCUUAGCUUCCUAUAUUGCCUUUGUUAUAACGUGGCUUUGCUGUGGAUUAGAGGUGGUCAUGUGCUUUUUCUUGCAAAUUACGUUUCUACAACUGAUGAAGAUACAUUGGGUGUUAGGUGCGAUUGCGAUGGGUAUCAGUUCCGUCCUGAUCGAAGGUCCACCACAAAAAUAUCUCGUACAUAGAGAGGGUAACAGAGAAAAGGUGGUGAGGUUGGUGCUUGCUUUCCUUCCGGUUGAAUCAUGGUGUUACGUCCUUGUACAAUCUUUCCACGACGAUGCUAUAUUCAGGGACGACGACGAAUUCAGGAACUACAUCCUGAAAGUCUUCAAGAUCAUGGUUCCCCUUGGGUACUGCUACCUUCUUUCUGUUCCAUAUUUCUUAACGAGGAUGUUAGGUAUAUGGAAAUUUUCAAGGCUACCUGUUUUCUUGGAAGACUAUAUGAGAUUUAUCAUGUCACUCGUGAUCAUGUAUCACAUUUAUUGGGAGGGAAUUUCAGACUUUUGGGUUAUAUACGGUUUGUAUAUUUUUUUUGUUACUUUAACGAACGUGGCAAUUGGGAGGCGCAUCUUUAUAUUUUUAGAGUUAGGAAUGAUCUAUGUCGAGCUGGUUCUACCAAUUUCAUUCGCGGGACUACCAAUAAGGAACCAGUUAUUAUUACUAGGCUUCUCGUUUAUAGGAUUUGUUUGUUCCGUACUUAUUAUUACUUACCUUACCCUUAAAUAUGGAAAGAAUGAUCCUGUAAUCCAAGAAAGGUCUCAAGAUCCUCGUCCUGCUCAUGGCGUGGCUCCUAAUACAGCAAGCCAAAGUCGUGAGACUAGUAGCUCUUCACCAUAUGUUGGUGUUGGCCUUGAGAAUCUUGGAAACACAUGCUUCAUGAAUGUGAUCUUGCAGUGUUUCACUCACACUGUGCCAUUUAUUCAAGAACUUCGUUCUUUCUACCAGCACACCCCUUGUAGUAAUAACGACAAGGGUUUGUGUGUUUUUUGGGCACUAUGCGAGAUCAUUGAUGCUUUAUUAUUAAAUAGUUCGGGAGCACCUGUUCAUCCUGAGAAGCUUGCUAACAAUUUGAGUUAUUUUUCGGCAGAUUUUGUAAAGGGCCGGCAGUGUGAUGCUCAUGAAUUCAUGCAAUGUGCCUUAGAUAAGCUGAAGGAAUGUUUCCCAGAUGGGGAAGAUAAUCCUGUUGACAAAAUCUUUAGUGGUGAAAUUGUUAGCAAGUUCUCGUAUUCUGGCUGUGACCACGACCAACCUCCUUCUUAUACUACACCGGAGCCACUGAACCUAAUGUUAGACAUGGACGGUGUUAAAAGUGUUGAGAAGGCACUUGAAUCAUUCUUCAAGGUGGAUAAAACUGAGCAAAUUACAUGUGAUACAUGUGGGAUACAAGUGUCCAGGAGGCAGCAAAUUUUUCUGAACAAAACACCUAAGAUUGCAGCAUUAAAAUUGAAUAGGAUUAAGAAAGAUGAAUAUGUUGAUUUCCCAAUGGAUUUGGAUCUGAAGCCUUAUUAUACCAAUAAGGAUCCCAAUGAAAAUGUAAUAUUGACAUAUUAUCUAUAUGCAGUUGUUGUGCACUCUGGAGAAAACCUAAAUUCAGGGCAUUACUAUUGCUUUGUCCGCACCUCUGAAAACAAUUGGUGCAAGUAUGAUGACUCGAAGGCUACUGAAGCCUCUGAAAGUGAAGUUGUUGGAGAGGAAGCAUACAUAUUGUUCUAUGCACAGCAGGGUACACCAUGGUUUGUGAAUUCAAUGUCGGUUUUGAAGGACACUAGAAUGGAUGAGAAUGCUGAAGUAGGGAUGUCAAUUUCCUCCGACCAAAGAGAUAUCCGUAAAAAUUUACUGACCAGGACACAGAAAUCGGGGGACAUAUCCUCUCCGCGGAAGAGGCGGCCACACAUACCCAUUUAGUUUUAAAGAAUGUUAUUAAAUUAUUAAAAUAAAAAUUUAAAUUAAUAAUUAAAUAAUAAUAAAAAAUAAUAAAUUCUGUUGGCCUUUAAUACUUCUGUAUAGUUUUUUUUUUCUCUGUUCGGCAUACUUUCUGGAAGAUCGUAAUACCUUAAUUACUGUGCAUACAUAGACACUAUCUACUCUACUCUAGUGUGUUUGUUUGCUCUCUUUUAAU
This is a messenger RNA of Arachis stenosperma, 2483 nucleotides long. RefSeq lists its product as uncharacterized. Gene Ontology annotation, cellular component: nucleus; cytosol. Lineage: Eukaryota; Viridiplantae; Streptophyta; Magnoliopsida; Fabales; Fabaceae. The coding region runs from base 26 to 2269 and encodes 747 amino acids. Gene Ontology annotation, molecular function: cysteine-type deubiquitinase activity; cysteine-type endopeptidase activity. The record is from RefSeq and is a predicted model, not a curated record. The transcript is spliced from 7 exons. Gene Ontology annotation, biological process: protein deubiquitination.